GUAUAGAGAGCAUAAAGACAUGUUAGCUUCCCGAGGGUGUUCGUCGGAUUGAACAAAUGCACAAACAACAAUUUGCACAAUGGUUCAGCAAGAAGAUCAUGAUGAUGUAUCAGGAGAAUCCUAAAAGUGUGAGUCUUUCUCUAUUAUCUCUAGCUCGUGGACCAGAUAAAAGAGUCAGUUCCCACUCAUGUUAUUACAUUAAUGAAUUUCGAUUUCACACAAAAAAUCGUGAACAAAAUCGGCGUACUCAAAAUAGUGGUGUGAUGGUGAGAGGGGAGAAUGAAGGCAACAUUCCUUAUUAUGUUACUCUUAUUAAAGUCAUUGAACUCUGAUACACAGAAGGCCUUCGAGUGGUGCUUUUUCAAUGUG
Linum tenue is the source of this 369-nucleotide messenger RNA. Lineage: Eukaryota; Viridiplantae; Streptophyta; Magnoliopsida; Malpighiales; Linaceae. The record is from the annotation of a GenBank genome assembly.